CAAGUGGCUAUGUUGUGCUUCAGAGACUUUGGUACCUAUUUCCCAAUCCUGCUGCGAGAUAUGGGUUGCAUCCACACUGCAGCAAUAAUCCAGUUUGACCCCACUUGAAGUGCCAUAGGCUCAGGGCUAUGCAAUUCUGGGAUCUCUAGUUUGGUGAGCUAUUCAGCCUUCUCUGUCGAAGAGCUCUGGAGCCACAAGGACCAACUGUAAGGUGGAAUGAUUGCAGGAAGGAUUGGGAAGGUCAGAAUGAUGGAAAAGCAUUUGUACAUUAAUAAUAAUAAUAAUAAUAAUAAUAAUAAUAUAUCUUGCCCCAUCUGCACUCAGGCAAAAAUAAGCGAAAGCUAAAAAAGCAUCCCAGGGGAUGCAGAUCCCUGCAGCUCCGAGUGAUGCUCCCAAGGGAGGACCUUUGGGAAGCCCUCCAGGGCAGGAGGCUGAGAUGGAGGACGUGUCCGGGAAAAGGAGGACGGCUGGUCAAUCAUCCCUCCUCCUGCACAGAAAGAGGAGGAGAGGAGGACAAGGAGGAGAAUAAGCCAGAGCACCGCCUCCCAGGCCUCCCUUUAAGUGGGAUCCCAGGCUGGGAGCAUCAUCACAAGGGAAGGAGGCAGGCUGCCUGCAGGGCAUCACGACCACAACUCACACUUCAGAAGCAGAGUGGUGGUUCUCAACCUUUGGAUCAUUUUGACUUCCGACUCCCUGAAUCCCUUUGGAAAGCCCAAGACACCUGGAGAACCAAAGACCCGGGAGCCGUUGCAUUAGAAAACUGUUCUCCGUUGCUCGAAGACAUCCGUCAUUCAGCCUUAAAGGAAUAAGUUUAAAAAGGAAGACAUUAAGAUGAGAAUGAGGCAGCAGUUCCUCCUGGUUUUGCUUUUGGGGACAAUUGCCACACUUCAGUGCAAGGAACUUUCUCCUCGCAGUAAACGGGGGACACGAGGAACAUCGCGAGUACGAAGAGUCGUAUGCAAAGACCAGACAACUCAGCAGAUAUAUCCGCAGAGGGAGAGUUGGCUACGGCAAGCGAACAGGCGCAUCGAAUAUUGUCGCUGUGAGACCAGCGGCAUCUUCUGCCAUGCGGUGCCUGUGGAAGCCUGCAUGAGGCCGCGGUGCUUCAAUGGAGGCCGCUGCCAACAGCCGUUGUACUCACCCAGCCUCUUCAUCUGUUUGUGCCCCCCAGGCUUUGCUGGGAAACACUGUGAGAUCGAUACUAAAGCAAUGUGUUACCAGGACAUGGGAGAAACGUACAGAGGGACAUGGAACAUCACUGAGACUGGAGCUGAAUGCUUAAACUGGAACAACAGUGCCUUAGUAAAUAAGCGGCACAACGCACGCCGGUCUAAUGCCAUGUUGCUGGGGAUUGGCAACCACAACUAUUGCCGAAACCCAGAUAUGGACUACAAACCCUGGUGCCACAUUUACAAAGAGGGAAAAUAUACCUGGGAGCACUGCAGCAUUCCUUCCUGCUCCAACAAAAAGCACAGUUGUUACUCCGGAAGGGGCACAGACUACAGAGGCAGCUAUAGCCAGACACGCUCCGGUGCCACUUGCCUAAGAUGGGACUCCCAGAUCAUUGCCAGCAAAGUCUACACUGCCUCGAAGGUUAAUGCUCAACAGCUAGGUCUUGGCAGCCAUAACUUCUGCCGGAAUCCUGACAAUGAUACCCAGCCAUGGUGCCACGUUCUCAAGGGCAGGAAGCUCAAAUGGGAAUACUGUGACGUACCAAUCUGUUCCUCCUGUGGAUUGCGGAGACAAAGGGUGGCCCAGUUCCGGAUCAAAGGAGGCCUCUAUUCCCAUAUCCAGUCCCACCCGUGGCAGGCAGCCAUUUUCGCCAGGUACCCACGAGCCGAUAGUUUUGUCUGUGGUGGGAUUCUGAUCAGUUCCUGUUGGAUCCUCUCAGCCGCCCACUGCUUGGUGGACAGUCCUGCACUCAGGCGCCUCAAAGUUGUUUUGGGCAGGACUUCCCGGGUGAAUCCUGAAAGGACCGAACAGGUGUUCCAAGUAGAGAAAUACAUCCUGCAUAAAGAGUUUAUCCACUCAACCUUUGACAAUGAUAUUGCACUGCUGAAGCUGAAGUCCGUUUCCGAUGAGUGUGCCGAAGAAACCGACUCCGUCCGUCCGGCCUGCCUCCCCGAACCUGGGGUCAAGCUGCCCGACUGGACAGAAUGUGAGGUCUCUGGCUAUGGCAAGCAUGAGGAAUUUUCUCCUUUCUACUCGGAGCGUCUGAAGGAAGGACACGUGAGGCUGUAUCCAGACAGCCUAUGCAAACCUGAACGCCUCGAAAACAGGACCGUCACUGAGAACAUGUUGUGUGCAGGAGACACCAGGCAGCUGGAUGAUGCUUGCAAGGGCGAUUCUGGAGGACCUCUGGUUUGUCCGAAAGAUGGCCGGAUGAUCCUCCUCGGUAUAGUCAGCUGGGGCGUGGGCUGCGGGAAGAAAGAUACGCCAGGUGUCUACACCAACGUGGUUCGCUACCUGGACUGGAUUGAGGAGAACAUGAAGGCCUGAGCCUUGUUGUGUUUCACGUACUCCAGGAUCUCCUUGCAUCAGGGAGAGGCAAUGGAGGGGAUGCCAGUGUGAAAAGCUGGUCUCAUGGGAAUGGACUGACCCAUGGCAUUUGUCGGAAAGGGGACACACCUGGCCAAAGUUUAGAGAAGUUUCUUUUAUGGACUACGUCUCCCAGAAUCACCAAGCCAACAUCGCAAGUGGCCAUGAUCACAAAAGUUGUAGUUCUGCUGGCUGGGGGAUUCUGGAUGAUACGAUCCAAUAAGUAACCGUUCCCAGCUCUGUAUUUCACACAGGACCAUCCUCUCCCCUCCUUCAGCUACCGUUGGGGUUAUUGGUUUGCUUUCUGUGCCACUUCAACAGUCCUACAAUCUCUCCUCACCAAGGCAUUCAAGAAAGUGGUUGGAAGAAGACCAGGCAUGGCUUAGGCGAAAAGCGUUGUAUACAUGUACCAGGAAGAACAGCCUAGUGGAUGGAGUGGAACUUACUUCUGAGUAGAUAUGUAUAGGAUUGUGCUGCAAAUGCAUUGCCAGAAGACAUUGGGUACAUUGAUAGAGAAGGUCAGAGCUUGGAUGUGUUCUUUUUUGGACUACACCUCCCAGGAUCCCCCCUGCAGAAAACUUUGCAGGCACUGAAGAGAUUUCUUGCAAGGUUAUGUGAAAUAAAUUGCAUCGCUAAGAAAUGUUAUUUUUUAUUUUUUAACUGGGGACCACGCUUGAGUCCAAAGUUUCACUCAGCCAAGCUGCUCUUUAAACCUUUUUCCCCCCAAAGGGACCAUUUUUGACAGUUCCCUCUAUUUAGAGAGAUUAUUUUUAUACUGUCUGACUAGUCAACAUGUUCUCUAGAAAUAAAAACAAGGAUGUUCACAUUUUCUGAUGUGUGUGUGAACGACAGGCAUCUCCUGAUGCUGCUUGAAUAGUCUGGUUUAAUGUUGUCCUAUGUGUGUUUGUGGUUGAAUAACACUGGUCCAACUGGCAAUGGAAAUCAUAGAAUGGCUUCUCUUGGAGGUUGAGUUGAUGCCAAUGUUGGUUUCUCUUAGGUGCCAAGAAUAGAAAGACACGGCUUUCUAUUAAAGCCUUUGGGACAUCAUCACCUCCAUCUUCGCCAUCACCACCAUCCUUAUUUUCUUGUCCGUAGCGUAUCUGUACAUGGUUUUGUAGUCUUUUCUGAUGCUGAAUUUGUUUAAUAUGCUUUUAUCCUACUCACAUUGUUUUAACUUGUUAGCAUGGUUUUGACUGUCUGAGAUCUGACAAUAGAGAGUGGGAUGGAGAUAUUUUAAUAAAUAAAAUGAUAAAGAA
Molecule: messenger RNA, 3794 nt
Organism: Sceloporus undulatus (fence lizard)
Lineage: Eukaryota; Metazoa; Chordata; Lepidosauria; Squamata; Phrynosomatidae
Gene: PLAT
Product: plasminogen activator, tissue type
Exons: 15
Coding region: 832-2499 (555 amino acids)
Biological process (GO): plasminogen activation; smooth muscle cell migration
Cellular component (GO): extracellular region
Molecular function (GO): serine-type endopeptidase activity
Source: RefSeq, a predicted model, not a curated record